CACCCGGGGUGCAUAUAAGAGAGCAGUAGCCGAGUUGUGGAGCCAGCCCUGUGCACCCUGGGGCCCCUGAGUGCCUGCCACCAUCGCUGUCUCUCGGGCUUGCUUCUUGACACGCCAGCCACAAAGCACCAGGGUUCCUCAGAUGCCACACCGGUUAGACCCUGGCUGCUUCCUGAACAGUUGACCGUCCCCAGCAGGAAGGACGCAGGAUGCUCCGGCGGCUGGCCCUGCUGGUUCUGUGGGUGUCCCGAGUCUUUCAAGCUGCCACCUGGGAUGAGGAUGACACUUCCUUCGACCUUUUCCGCAUCAGCAACAUAAACCGCAAAACCAUUGGUGCCAAGCAGUUCCGGGGCCCGGACCCCAACCUGCCGGCCUACCGCUUUGUGCGAUUCGACUACCUCCCGCCAGUGAACGCGGCCCACCUCAGCAUGGUGGCCGAGCUGAUGCGGCAGCGGGAAGGCUUCUUCCUGGUGGCCAGCCUGAAGCAGGACCGGAAGUCCCGGGGCACACUGCUGGCCCUGGAGGGCCCGGGCACCACGCAGCGGCAGUUCGAGAUUGUCUCCAAUGGCCUGGCCGACUCCCUGGACCUCACGUACUGGACCGAUGGGGCACAGCACAUGAUCUCCCUGGAGGACGUGGGGCUGGCCGACUCACAGUGGAAGAACAUCACGGUGCAGGUGACCGGCGAGACCUACAGCCUGUACGUGGGCUGCGACCUGACGGACAGCUUCCCUCUGGAUGAGCCGUUCUACGAGCAGCUCCAGAUGGAAGGCAGCAGGAUGUUCGUGGCCAAAGGGUCCUCGCGGGACAGCCACUUCAGGGGUUUGCUUCAAAACGUGUACCUAGUCUUUGAGAAUUCCGUAGAAGACGUCCUGAGCAAGAAAGGUUGUCAGCAGAACCAGGAAGCAGAGGCCAACACCAUCAGUGAGCACACAGAGACCCUGCACCUGAACCCACACGUCACCUCAGGGUACGGGGGCCAGCAGCUGGAGAAGAAGCCGCAGGUGUGCGAGCACUCCUGUGAGGAGCUGGGCCACAUGAUCAAUGAGCUCUCGGGGCUGCACGUGGUCGUGGACCAGCUGCACAAGAACCUCAAGCAAGUGGCAGACGACAACCAGUUCCUGUGGGAGCUGGUGGGAGGCCCGCCCAGGACCAGGAACGUGACGGCCUGCUGGCAGGAGGGCCGGGUCUUCGCGGACAACGAGACCUGGGUGGUGGACAGCUGCACCACCUGCACCUGCAAGAAAUUUAAAAUUGUUUGCCACCAAAUCACCUGCCCACCAGUGACGUGUGCAAACCCAUCCUUCCUGGAAGGCGAAUGCUGUCCUUCCUGCUUUCCCGCCCCUGACAGCGAGGAGGGCUGGUCCCCCUGGGCUGAGUGGACCCGGUGCUCGGUGACCUGCGGUUCGGGGACCCAGCAGAGAGGACGGUCCUGUGAUGUUACCAGCAACACCUGCCUGGGGCCCUCCAUCCAGACGAGGCUGUGCAGCCUGGGCAAAUGCGACGACCGCAUCCGGCAGAAUGGCGCCUGGAGCCACUGGUCACCCUGGUCCUCCUGCUCAGCCACCUGUGGUGUCGGCAACAUCACCCGCAUCCGUCUCUGUAACUCGCCCGUCCCGCAGAUGGGCGGCAAGAACUGCAAGGGGAGCGGCCGUGAGACCAAGGCCUGCGAGGGCGUCCCCUGUCCUGUUGACGGCCGGUGGAGCCCCUGGUCCCCGUGGUCAGCCUGCACAGUCACGUGUGCUGGAGGCAUCCGUGAGCGGACUCGGGUCUGCAACAGCCCAGAGCCCCAGCAUGGAGGGAAGGACUGCGUGGGAGACACCACGGAGCAGCACGUGUGCAACCGCAGGAGCUGCCCAGUCGACGGGUGUCUGUCCAACCCCUGCUUCCCCGGGGCGCAGUGUGACAGUUUCCCUGAUGGCUCCUGGUCCUGCGGAUCCUGUCCGGCUGGAUUCCUGGGCAACGGCACCCACUGCGAGGACUUGGAUGAGUGUGUUGUGGUCACUGACGUCUGCUUCACGGCCAAUAAGGCGCACCGCUGCGUGAACACAAACCCCGGCUUCCACUGCCUGCCCUGCCCGCCCCGCUACAAGGGCAGCCAGCCCUUUGGGGUGGGCUUGGAGGCUGCCAGGGCCGAGAAGCAGGUGUGUGAGCCCGAGAACCCGUGUAAGGACAAGACUCACAGGUGCCACAAGAACGCCGAGUGCAUCUACCUGGGGCACUUCAGCGACCCCAUGUACAAGUGCGAGUGUCAGACAGGCUACGCUGGCGACGGUCUCAUCUGUGGGGAGGACUCGGACCUGGAUGGCUGGCCCAACAAGAACCUGGCCUGUGCUAUCAACGCCACCUACCACUGCACCAAGGACAAUUGCCCCCAUCUGCCCAAUUCCGGCCAGGAAGACUUCGACAAGGAUGGGAUUGGCGAUGCCUGUGACGAGGAUGAUGAUGACGACAGCGUGAGCGACGAGAAGGACAACUGCCCGUUGCUAUUCAACCCGCGCCAGUUCGACUACGACAAGGACGAGGUGGGAGACCGCUGUGACAACUGCCCUUAUGUACACAACCCGGCGCAGAUCGACACCGACCACAACGGCGAGGGGGACGCCUGCUCUGUGGACAUUGACGGGGACGAUGUCUUCAACGAGCGCGACAACUGUCCUUAUGUCUACAACACGGACCAGAGGGACACUGACGGCGACGGCGUGGGUGACCACUGUGACAACUGCCCCCUCAUGCACAACCCUGAGCAGACGGAUGUGGACAAUGACCUUGUGGGAGACCAGUGUGACAACAAUGAGGACAUCGACGAGGACGGCCACCAGAACAACCAGGACAACUGCCCCUACAUCUCCAAUGCCAACCAGGCUGACCACGACCGCGACGGCAAGGGGGACGCCUGCGACUCGGACGAUGACAACGAUGGCGUCCCUGACGACAGGGACAACUGCCGGCUGGUGGCCAACCCCGGCCAGGAGGACUCGGACGGCGAUGGGCGGGGCGAUGCCUGCAAAGACGACUUUGACAACGACAGUGUUCCAGACAUUGACGACGUGUGUCCUGAGAACAACGCCAUCAGCGAGACUGACUUCAGGAACUUCCAGAUGGUCCCCCUGGACCCCAAAGGCACCACCCAGAUCGACCCCAACUGGGUGAUCCGUCACCAAGGCAAGGAGCUCGUCCAGACGGCCAACUCGGACCCGGGCAUCGCCGUCGGUUUUGAUGAGUUUGGGUCUGUGGACUUCAGCGGCACGUUUUACGUCAACACCGACCGGGACGACGAUUACGCCGGCUUUGUCUUCGGCUACCAGUCCAGCAGCAGGUUCUACGUGGUGAUGUGGAAACAAGUCACGCAGACCUACUGGGAGGACAAGCCCACCCGUGCCUACGGCUACUCGGGCGUGUCCCUCAAAGUGGUCAACUCCACGACGGGCACGGGCGAGCACCUGCGCAACGCGCUGUGGCACACGGGGAACACAGAGGGACAGGUGCGGACCUUGUGGCACGACCCCAAGAACAUUGGCUGGAAAGACUACACUGCCUACCGGUGGCACCUGACUCACCGGCCGAAGACUGGUUACAUAAGAGUGUUAGUGCAUGAAGGGAAGCAAAUCAUGGCGGACUCAGGGCCCGUCUACGACCUCACCUACGCAGGCGGAAGGCUGGGCCUGUUUGUCUUCUCUCAAGAGAUGGUCUAUUUCUCGGACCUCAGAUAUGAAUGCAGAGAUGUCUAAUCAAGCUUUGCUGCAUUUCCAACCACGUACUGUACAUGCUGUCCCCACACCUCAGUUCAUCCUGGAACUUGCCGCUUCUCUCUCUCAGUCGCACUACCUGCUCCCAGCCCUUAGCUCUGAGUGGCUACACACCUCCCUCCAUCCACUUGAGUCCAAGGGCCUUCAGAGGGUUCACGUGAAAGAGACCCUAUGGGACCAUCCAUGCCACCCCAAGAAGACAGCCAGACCCCGUGUGAGACGAUGCAGUGAGCACUGAGCUUGGCACACAUGGUUUCCUCUCGUGUGUUUAACAAGAAUGACGUUUACAUAUAAAGUGUAAUGACUUAUUGUAUGUAUGUGUAUAUGGAGGUGCAGGGAAUGUGGUGCAUAUCCCAUUGUCAUAAAUUAAGCAGGAAGAACAUUAUUCCACCUGUCGUUGCUUCCAGUUCUCGGUAUUCUUCAGUUGUAGUGCUAUAGCAGCGGGCGGUAACACAGAAAUCCUAUGAAGUCGAUUAGACAACAGGGUCCACCUGCGCUGGAAGUGAUGCCCCAGUAAAGGGGACCGAAGACAAUAGUCACGUUAGAGGAUCACCUGAUCUCAAUUGGUAUACGACUGCAGUGAUCCACUUGGAACACAAAAAGAUCAUUACGAAAGUAAGCAAGCACCCUCCUCCUGCCGUCCCCUCUCCUCCUCCCAUGAAACCCUCUGAUUGUGCCGGGAUGUGGCUGAAUCCAGGGAGCAGUGCCUUGUGACACAGGCACAAGCGGGGGCCGGCGAAGUCUAAUUUCAUGUGAGUGGACGUCACACCGAGCGCCCUCGGUGGGCGGGUCUGUCCCGCUGGGCUGGCGUUGAGAUAGUUCUCCGCCACUCACUGUCUGCUGUGCUCACUGAGCACUGGCAUUUCCGCCUGGGCUUCUUUUCUGGCUUCUGAGCCCAGGGAGCCUCGCGGCCGCCUCACAAGCAGACACAUUCUGCCAUGACAUGACGCUCCUGCCUGACACUUUGAAACGAGGAGGGAGCUGUUCUUACCCAGUGUGCGCAGACGUUUCAGUAAGGUUCCAGUUAUAAACAUGUUGUUAGUAUUUAUUGACUGAGUAUUGGGCUCCACUUCACUCACCAGUAACUUACUGUAAGCGCGUCAAGCCAUCUGGGGGGAGGAUCAUGUCAAGAAACAAUCUUAUAGUAAGUGUAUCAUGAUGCAUAGAUACGGUUAUAGCCGGAGAUGCUUACCAACUGUAAAUCCUCCUGACAGUGUGUUGGCAUGGUCCAGCGCACCCUGAGAUGUCGCAGAAUGAAUAAAUAAUGAUGGAGAGUUUAUAAAUGGAAUCUUAAUAUAUACUCUUGUCAGCGAUUUUAAUAUAAUGUGGUGUUCUGUUAUCUAUCUGCUGUAUAUAUAGACAUGAUAUUGAAGAAAUGCCAACAUUCACACUCACUGUACACACCAAUCCAUCAGUCACGCAGUAUCAGACACACACUUGAUUCCCUGUUGGCUCUAAGUUGCACAGUCUCACUGCAAGAAAUGAUGGUCAGCCCUGCUCCAGGUAGGGGUUCCCCGCCGCCUGUCUGGUAUGGAGUGAGGCUCCCCCGUGUCUGUGGUCUCGUUUCUAUACCGAGUGGAAAAGAUCCAUUGGGUUUGUUUCAAUGACACAUUUAAUUUUCAUUUCAAUAAUUGCCCUUGCUUCUAUUGAGAGUGACUUUUUGUGGUUGUUGUUGUUCUAUGUGGCUGCAUCUGUGUGUGAGUGUGUGUGUGUGUGUGUGUGUGUGUGUGUGUGUUACUGUAGCUGUAGUCCCAAGACCAGUGCAGGACUGGGAGACACCCUUCAGGGAAACCACCCUAACAGAUGAGUGGUUUGGGCCAAUGAUACAGUGCUGAGCAGAUAAUGCUGUUAAUGUUUAGACUGUACCAUAAUUUUUUUUUGUAAAAUAUUUAUGUUUUUUUAAAAGCAAGCUUCUCCUACAAGUGGCUGAAACCUCAUUUGUUUACUGAAGACUGUAAAUGUAAUUUAUUUGUUCUCCCCGUCCUACUCACACCAGAGGCCCGGCAACUCUAGCUAGAGCUUCCUUUUCACGCUCCAAAGAUCGAUCACAGGAAAUAAACUGUAACAAGGUUGUCUAUGAA
Echinops telfairi (small Madagascar hedgehog) is the source of this 5830-nucleotide messenger RNA. It is a transcript of the gene THBS2, whose product is annotated as thrombospondin 2. Bases 210 to 3731 code for a protein of 1173 amino acids. Gene Ontology annotation, biological process: negative regulation of angiogenesis; cell adhesion. The record is from RefSeq and is a predicted model, not a curated record. Gene Ontology annotation, molecular function: calcium ion binding; protein binding. Gene Ontology annotation, cellular component: extracellular region. Lineage: Eukaryota; Metazoa; Chordata; Mammalia; Afrosoricida; Tenrecidae. The transcript has 23 exons.